AUGUCGAUCCCUGCCCGCGUGGUGCAAGAGUGCAUGAGCCAGCUCGCCAGCGCUCACGAAGGAGAUCGGCUCGUGAAAAUUGUAUCUGACGUCCUCAACAUGCUUGAACAACAUGGGCAGGUGUACUCUAUUCAACUGAAGCCGAGUAUGGUAGGGAUCAGCCCUCUCAACAGGGACGGCUCCGGAGUAAAUCCGGUGGACGUGCACGAGCUGCUCAGCGACAUUCUGACAGCUGGCUGGCUCGACUCCAGAGUGACAGCCAUCGGAGUUGAGCCGAGCUGUCAAGCGGACCUGGACUGGAACGCCGAGUUCUUUCGAAAGGUCAACGGCAUCCUCGGCACUUUCGAUGGCAGUCAGUGCAAGGUGCUGUCGCUGGUCCUCUCCAAGAGCGUUGCGGAGCAGUUGCCGGAUCUUCUCUCGUUAGUGCAGAGGAUGGGUAACGCUACCCUUCAACGUUCAGAACACGAGUUGCAGUUCAUGAGACGCCUCCACUGCUUGUGGAUCAGCCAGAGCUCUUCCGGAUCGCACGUGGACUUUGGGUCCAUCAAGAAGAAAGCCACGACCGGCAAGACUGUGCACCUCAAGGCCCUUCCUCAUUUGUACACAUUCGCUUUGAAAGCAGUUGGGGGACGCUCGCCAUUCUUGUUGGACGAGACAGAGGCAUUCGUCAGGAUGCAGAGCCCGAGUACCCGCUCACUGGGCCCGGACUUCUGGGAGAAAAUCAGCGGAGACAUGAAGGGGGCGAACCAGUGCGUGCGCUUUCGGCACGCAAUG
Messenger RNA from Symbiodinium pilosum, 774 nucleotides. NCBI's taxonomy places the organism in Eukaryota, Dinophyceae, Suessiales, Symbiodiniaceae. The record is from the annotation of a GenBank genome assembly.